UCUCUCUCUUUCCUUCUCUUUUCAUUUCAAAAGGUAUAUUUUCCUACAUUAAUUUUCAAUUUCUUUACUUUUCUCUAAAUGGGUAUUCCCAGAAUCACUUCUCUAUUGAUUUUACUCGGCUUUGUAACCGCCUGUUCCAAUGGAACAUGCAAGCUUCUUGAUGGAUGUUCAUCUGAUGGAGAUUGUGAGUCUGGAUUGUUCUGUUCUUCAUGCUUGCAAGGGUUCUCUGGGUCGAGAUGCAUUCGGUCUACAACCACUGAUCAAUUCAACCUGGUGAAUAACUCAUUGCCUUUCAACAAAUAUGCAUAUCUUACUACCCAUAAUUCUUUUGCUAUCGAGGGUGAGCCAUCACAUACUGGAAUCCCACGAGUAACCUUCUACAACCAAGAGGACACUGUUACUCAGCAGUUAAAUAAUGGAGCCCGAGCGCUUAUGUUAGACACCUAUGACUUUGAUGGUGAUGUGUGGUUGUGCCAUUCAAGUGGAGGGAAAUGUCAUGAUGUAACUGCAUUUGAGCCGGCGAUUGAUACGUUGAAGGAAAUUGAAGCCUUUCUAUCGCUAAAUCCAUCUGAAAUUGUCACAUUGAUAUUAGAAGAUUAUGUUCAGGCGCCAAAUGGUUUGACAAAUGUCUUUAAUGCAUCGGGGUUGUUGAAAUACUGGUUUCCUCUCUCGAGUAUGCCUCAAAAUGGCCAGGAUUGGCCAUCGGUAAGUGAUAUGGUUGCUAAGAAUCAACGCCUCGUUGUUUUCACAUCUAUCAGAUCUAAACAAUACACUGAAGGGAUUGCCUACCAAUGGAACUUCAUGGUUGAAAACCAAUAUGGAGAUGGUGGAAUGAAAGGUGGGGAAUGUUUUAACCGUGCUGAAUCUGCCCCUCUUAACGACACUAGCAAACCACUAGUUUUGGUAAACUAUUUCAAUUCAGUGCCUGUAAAAGCCUUGACAUGCAAGCAUAACUCAGCAGAGCUCAUAAACAUGCUUCAUACUUGUUUUGGUGCUGCCAGCAACCGUUGGGCUAAUUUUGUGGCCGUUGAUUUCUACAAGAGAAGCGAGGGAGGAGGAGCAUUUCAAGCAACAGACAUGCUUAAUGGAAGACUGCUGUGUGGAUGUGAUGAUGUUCAUGUUUGCACGUCUGGUUCAACUUCCGGAGCAUGCACUCCCCCAUAGCAACAAGGGAUUGACAACUCUGUAGUGCCAAAUAAGAAGAAUUGUGACGCGAGUAGUUUCCAUACGCCCCAAAUACAACUCAACAGAUUGUUCGACAGCAAGUUAUCAACUAAAAUUUUAAGAAGAAUUACUUUUACCAUUUUAGUUGGUUUUAUUUUUGUAGAAAAUUGGCAUGAAAAUGUUACACCUAUACAGUGACCAUUUGUGUUUA
Molecule: messenger RNA, 1375 nt
Organism: Asparagus officinalis (garden asparagus)
Lineage: Eukaryota; Viridiplantae; Streptophyta; Magnoliopsida; Asparagales; Asparagaceae
Product: PI-PLC X domain-containing protein At5g67130
Exons: 8
Coding region: 79-1164 (361 amino acids)
Biological process (GO): lipid metabolic process
Molecular function (GO): phosphoric diester hydrolase activity
Source: RefSeq, a predicted model, not a curated record